Messenger RNA from Engraulis encrasicolus (European anchovy), 642 nucleotides. Its product is annotated as C-type lectin domain family 4 member E-like. Bases 1 to 546 code for a protein of 181 amino acids. NCBI's taxonomy places the organism in Eukaryota, Metazoa, Chordata, Actinopteri, Clupeiformes, Engraulidae. The record is from RefSeq and is a predicted model, not a curated record. The transcript is spliced from 3 exons. Gene Ontology annotation, molecular function: signaling receptor activity.
AUGAGUACAAUCGAGCAAGUAGAACUUAAUGAAGACAUUUAUGCAAACAAUGGUGAUGAAUCUCAAAGACGGGAUGAUUUGGAUGAAGAACAGGUUGAUCCUGAUCUCCAAGGAGGAUUCACAACACAAAAUGGCAAGGACAAGUUCACAAGUGACUGGAAGAGCUUUGGUUCCAGCCGAUACUACAUAUCCAGUGAUGAGAGAAAUUGGGCUGACAGUAAACAGCACUGCAUGGAUCUAGGGGGUGAUCUGGUGAUCAUUGACAGUCAGGAGGAACAAGAAUUUAUCAACACACAAAUAAAGUCUAUCUAUGCCGAGACAAGAGCCUGGAUUGGUCUCAGUGACUUGGAGACUGAGGGUGUCUGGAAAUGGGUAGAUGGCAAACCUCUGAGUAAAUUUGGAUUCUGGAUGCAGGAUGAACCAAAUGACGACAAAGGUGCUGAAGACUGCGUGGAAACACUAUACCAAUAUAAUCCACUCAAAACUUGGAAUGAUGCUAUCUGCUCGAUGGACAAGCAUUGCAUCUGUGAAAUUAAUCUCACAUGAAAGUUUUCUGUUUAUUUUGUUUUGCUUUUUCACAAUGGUUGUAUAGUCUUGCAUCCUGAGCUGACUAUUGCUUGUGUCUUUGGGUAACAAAGUAGC